AUGGUGCAGCAUAGGCUGCCAGGACUCAUUGCGGCCCAUAGCUACGAGGCAGGAAGGGGGGCUUCACCACCCGCUUCCUCCCCUUCCUCCCACUCCUCACAUCGUCCUUCUGCUGCAGCACGGGCUGCCAGCGUUCAUCACGGACUACAGCCACGAGGCAGCACAGCGAGCCAGGAAGCCAGUGAGGCACCCCGGGGCACCACAGGUGCUGCCUGUGGUGGAGAGUCAGUCAGUCAGUCCUCGCAGCACCGUGCUGCCCCAUCCCUUAUCUCCCACCAGGUCCUCAUGCUGCGUGGUGGGGUGCCAGCACUGGUCUCGGACUUCAGCCACGAGGCAGCACAGCAAGCCAGAGAGGCAGAAGGCCACCACAGGCUCCUCAGCCAGUCCUCACAGCAUCGGGCUGCCCCGUCCCUCUUCUCCUGUCAGGUCCUCAUGCUGCGCGUUGGGGUGCCAGCACUCAUCACGGGCUACAGUCACGACGAAGCACAGAGAGCCAGGGGGGCACCACAGCACUCAUCACGGACUACAGCCAUGAGGCAGCACAGCGAGCCAGGGAGGCGCUCUGUUCGCUGGCUGUUGAGGUGCAACGAGGUAGCCAGGGUGGGGCUGCAGCAGCCGCAGGGCUUCAGCCUGUCAUCAGCGAGGUAG
Molecule: messenger RNA, 648 nt
Organism: Closterium sp. Naga37s-1
Lineage: Eukaryota; Viridiplantae; Streptophyta; Zygnematophyceae; Desmidiales; Closteriaceae
Source: the annotation of a GenBank genome assembly